This is a messenger RNA of Neopelma chrysocephalum (saffron-crested tyrant-manakin), 947 nucleotides long. Its product is annotated as serine/arginine repetitive matrix protein 2-like. The transcript is spliced from 3 exons. Lineage: Eukaryota; Metazoa; Chordata; Aves; Passeriformes; Pipridae. The annotation marks the transcript as partial. The record is from RefSeq and is a predicted model, not a curated record.
UCCAGGAGGCAGGCAGGAGGCAGAGGAACAGGGGCCUUGGGAAUUGCUCCUGUGCUCCUCCUGUGGUGCCGAGGGCACCCACAGACACUGCUCUGGCCUGAGGGACAGCACAACCAGCUGGGAAUGUGACAACUGUGCUGGCCAGAGCAUCCGCAGACACUGCUGUGGCACGACAGCCUGCACGAACAACUGUGACUGUGACAGCUGUGCUGAGUACCUGACAUCCUCCGGUGAAUUCUCAAUCCUUGCCAGACUCAUGGAGGAGUCUCCUGCUGUGUCAACAGAACAUGAGACCAUCACCCCCAGCACCAGCCAACAGGCAGCAUCAGAGCAGUCUCUGGAAUCUCCCUCAGAGGAGAUGAGCAGCCCCAGCCCUUAUAGUCAGGUAACAUCGAGGCCAUCCCACAGCAACAUCCCAGAAACUGAGGGCAGCAGCUGCUCUCGCAGUCGGGGGCCUGGCCGCCGGCAAAACCGCACCCGCCGGCAAAGUCGGCCCCCAAAUCCACAUCCUCGGUCCAGAAGUCCCCGUGACAGCAGCCAUGUGCCGGAACCAACUGCUGCGAGGCGCAGACCCAGGCAGGGACAAUCAGGGACAUCCCCCAGGCGAAAACGCUCCCGCCGGCAAAGUCGGCCCCAGAAUCCACACCUUCGGUACCCGAGUCCCUGUGACAGGAGAUGUUCGCCAGACCUCCGGUCCCCGAGUCCCCAGGACAGGAGCUGUUUACCACCACCACCAAGUCCUCGGAGGCGCAGACGCAGCGAGGAGGCAUCAGAGACAUCCCGCAGCCGAAACCGCUCCUGCGAGCAACGUCGGCCCCAAAAUCCACACCUUCGCUCCAGAAGUCGACGUCACAGGAGCCGUGUGAGAACACCAAGGGCCGGGAGCUGCACCUCCACCCAGGAAGCAUCAGAGACAUCCCGCAGCCGAAACCGCUCCCGCCAGCAAC